UACCGCCGCGGUAGGUGGUGUGCUUGGUUCUAGUUGUACGAGUACUCGACUCGAUCGACUCGAGACUUGAGUUCAGUACCCGGUUGACAGCCGGUGAGGCGGCGGCGUGACGUGGUGCUCCAAGCGUGUUAUACGCGCACGCCGCCUCUGCGCGAUUUUCUAUAAAUUGUAAAUAAUUUUUGUAUACAAAAUAUAAGACGUGCUAAUGCAGAACAGUAACUAUUCAGUGUGUGAUUACUUAAGCUGUUCUUCAAGUCAAUCUGAUAUUGUGUUGUUUAUUUAUACGGACCACGUUAUGUAGUGUCUUUGAUACGAUUUACUCUACUAGGGAGUAACGAUUACCGUAAUAUUCACAAUCAAAACAUGCAUGUAUUUAUUAAUUGAAUGACGUAUUAAGGGAUUAUACAUGCGUUCAAUGUUGUGUGCUUGAUUAUUUGCUGUAAUUUUAGUGUGCGUAGGUAAAUGACUGCCUUCGAUGGAUAUAAACAAAAAAGUGAUACGGAUGAUUUUCAAUAAAUCCUCCAAAGUGCUCGAAAAUCCAUUUGGAAUUUGAUGAUUAUAAUAUAAUCAACAAUGGCGGACCGUGAACGUCCUGCGAAAACCCCCAUUAGGGUGGGUUUUUAUGACAUCGAGAGGACCAUUGGCAAGGGAAAUUUUGCCGUCGUUAAGUUAGCACGACAUCGAAUAACGAAGACUGAGGUAGCAAUUAAGAUAAUAGAUAAAUCGCAAUUAGACGCCAGCAAUCUUCAAAAGGUCUACAGAGAGGUGGACAUCAUGAAGAGACUGGAUCAUCCUCAUAUUAUUAAGCUUUACCAGGUCAUGGAGACGAAGAACAUGAUCUACAUAGUUUCAGAAUACGCAAGCAAAGGAGAAAUAUUUGAUUAUAUCGCGAGAUAUGGCCGCAUGGCUGAGCAAGCAGCACGCCGCAAGUUCUGGCAGAUCCUUUCCGCCGUGGAGUACUGUCACGAAAGGCGCAUCGUUCACAGAGAUCUCAAGGCGGAAAACUUACUACUGGAUGCUAACAUGAAUAUCAAGAUCGCGGAUUUCGGAUUCAGCAAUUACUACGCGACAGGCGAGCUCCUCGCGACGUGGUGUGGGUCGCCUCCCUACGCUGCUCCUGAAGUCUUCGAGGGCAAGAGAUAUACGGGCCCAGAAAUUGAUAUAUGGAGUCUCGGCGUGGUGUUAUACGUGCUCGUAUGUGGGGCACUGCCUUUCGACGGCUCCACACUUCAGUCAUUAAGGGACAGAGUGCUCUCCGGCAGAUUUAGGAUACCAUAUUUUAUGAGCGAAGAUUGCGAGUCUCUGAUCCGCAAAAUGCUUGUCUUGGAGCCGAUGAAGAGGUACACCAUAGAACAAAUCAAGAAGCAUCGGUGGAUGGCAGCAGAACCGUACGCAGUGCCAACGAUAUCAGCUGACCCUGCACGAAGUCCUGCGCACGCACCGUCCCACAAUGAACCAAACGAACAAGUGCUGAGGCUCAUGCAAAGUUUAGGAAUCGACCCAAUCAAAACUAAAGAGAGCCUCAGAUCCAACAGCUAUGAUCAUCAUGCGGCGAUAUACCUUCUUUUAUUAGAAAGGUUGCGUGCGAGGGCGGCCAGUGGAGCUAGUAUGUCUAACGUAGAAGCCCGUACCAGACCCUCACGACGACCAUCUUCUGUGGCUGAUCAAGCAUUAGCCAAAGAGGCUCAUGAGGCUAGACGGGAACAUCACACAAGGUUACUUCACGCUGGCGAUUCUCAGUCACGGGAGUACAACAGAGCCACUCCGACAAUAUCCAGUGCACCGGUGGACUCGUCGUCUGCCGAGACACAGAGAUUGUUGUCCCUAGCAGCCGUCAACAUGACCGAACAACGACUGCUCCAGCGAAAUUCCGAUCCCUCGGAUACGCAUCGGAGCUUUUUAGUCGGCAACCUUGAUGCUAUUUCCAGAAGCCAUGAGUCAGAAUCCACUAGACUACUUUCCAUGAGAAAUAUUGAUGUAUCUCAAUCAAACCAAAGGUUAGGUGCUAAAGUAAAUGAGCCCUCUUUACCAACACAUAGGCUCCUCACCUCAACUUAUGAACAGCAACAAAAUAUUUUGAAACAAUCCAGUGAAGACUGCCGACGGCUACUGCAGCAGUCAACGACUGUGGGGUCUGAAUCUAGUAAAAAUACCAUUGAUGGUACCAGACUGCUUACUUCUUCAAGUUUCGAUUCCAAGUGUGCUAUUGACGGUGGAAGAAGUUCCUCAACGACUGAUCACAACGCUAUAGCGAAUUUUUUACAAAAUUCUGCUUCGGCGACUAAUUUCAGUGUUGAUACUAUGAAAUUACCUAACUCAACAACAUUUACAAUGUGUUCUGAAGCAGCUAAACUUAUGAAUACUUUACAACAGUCACCAUUGCCUUUGAAGGGAACGGUCAACUUGAGCACAAGUCCUAUCCCAACACAGCUUGGAGAGUCUAAACUAAGUAGUGUAUUAGAACAACCAAAGCCACUUGAAUCCACAAGACUUGUAUCACAAGCACAACAACAAGAUCUCAAUCGUCUCCAAACUAGUACGCCACCUUUUAAGGAUUACAUGAAUCACCAUCUCCCAGCUUAUGCGUAUUUACAAAAUUCUGUCUUGCCACCGAUGUCUAGUGCUGCAGAUGCAAAUUUUUCUAUUACUUCUACAGCCACCGGUGAUUUAUUUCCGAGUGGACUGUAUAGACCAGAUAGCAAAUUUUCACUCAACAGAUAUACUACGGGUCAAACGUAUUCCCAAAAUCUUCAAGGCAGUAGCAAUACAACAGAGGCGACAAAAUUUCAACAACAGUAUUCUUCGUCGACCGACGAAGGUUGCGAAACCGAUAUGGAGGAUGUCGCGAACGCAUCAGGCGGAGUUCAAAACAGACUAAGUUCUUACGCUAGUUCAAGUUCCAGCAGUGGUGUUGUCACUUUUUUCAAUAACAAAAGUCUUAGUCAAAAUCUAAGUUGCGAUUCAUCACAAAGUAAUUUUUCUACAUUCGAAAGCCUAGACUAUCAACUGUCUGACUGUUCUAGUGAGUUAGCUAGUAGUCUUCCGAGUUGCACCUCUAAUGAAGAAAAAUUAGCCUACGAUAAUAAUUCACUCGUAAAUACAAGCCCAAUGCAUCCAUGCGUUUACAUAUCGUCUUACAACAAUAAAACUCCAGGCGUGGGAUUCAUCGCUAGACACAAUCCAUUGAAUUACCAGUCUGUCAAUAACAAGAAUUGUCCUCGGGCAAUCACGCGGAGUCCGGUUGAUUUUCGGGAAGGGCGACGCGCUAGUGACGGCCUUGUAGCACAACAAGCUGCACAGUCCAAUGAAUCACAAAAAAACAGUUUGGCUUUUAACAGCCAACGCUUAAAUGAGAAUUGUAAAGCGAAGGGGGUUUUGGAACUACAUCUAGUGCAAAAAGAGGCGCAGAAAUUAAAAACUCAGUAUCAAUCGACAAUACCUGCAGAAGAAAUGACACAGAGACAAAUUCAACAUAACCAGUUCGCAGCCAGUUUUAGUCCACAUUACUUGGAUACGAAAAAUCCCACUCCAAAACGUAUCAGUCUUCCCGAAACGUUUAACUACUCAAGUACGUCUCCACCGAUGCCUGCGAGUCCUAAACUAGUGUCACAACUGCAGGACCAGACCGAGCUGCAACAUGCAGCUUCUCAAGUCAAACCGCCGUUGCAGCAACAGCUCAUGCAACACAGACUGUUUCAACAAAAGCGACAGCUACUUCAGAAACAGAUGACUCCUCCAAAUGUCCCUACUCACGAAAUGGGUAUUCACACCCUGCAAGUGGGACUCAGUAGGCGACAAAUGUUACGGCAACAAAGUUACAAAAUAGCUCAGCAACAACAAAUCUUACCUCCCUUGCCACUCACCGAAACUGAAAACCGUGACUUGCUAGCUUUUCAAGCAAUAGUGGAAGGUCCAAACAGAACACCGAAGCAUAAGCCGGAAGAAGGCCAAGAUGAGGCGAAAUUCGCAUAUCAGGGCUCUAUGGAAAUAAGCAUAUUGAAUAAGGAGCGGUUGGGUAAUGAGAACUGGUCAAACUUGCCGUCGAGCCUGCAGAGUGCAUGUCAGAUCUCGGAGCUGGCGGGGCGGCGCGAGACGCGCGACCCCGAGCCCGAGGCGACGGCGCAUGCGUCGCACGACGCCCCGCUGUGGCCGGGCCACUGGAACACCGCGCUGUUCCAGCCGCAGCCCUGCUUCCAGUCUAAUUGGCAAGGUCACAGCCUACCACCUACAGCUGGUAUGCUACCUCUCAGCGAGAGCCCUAUUUUGGAGCUCACGGAACAAAUGGAGUCCAUAUAAUUAUUCUAAUAUUAAGGAUCGUUGAAAGUUGUUAAUAUUUACUAAAUAAAUGGUUGGAUUGUGUCGAAAAAGGGUCUUUAGUAAAUAAUUUGUGGAUCGUGUGCUUUUGUCGAGGAAAAUGAGCGGAAGAUUUUAUGUAUGCCUAUUUAAUUGGUACAAAAGUUGUUCAUGGUCUGCUUCUCUUAUUUGAAAAGGAUUCUAUAUUACCUAAAUUAAAUUAUUCAGGGCGUAACCAUGGCUUCUAUAAACCAUUUAUUCACAGUCCACCAGGUCAAAUCCCUCAUCAACGACACAAUACGGCCAUUAUCCGAUACGCUUGACAACACUACGAUUAUUUAGUUCUUUUAUAAUAUAAUGCGAUUGUUAUAGGUCGUUAAAAUACUUGUAACACCUAUAAAGUUUGUUAGUAUUAACUAUGCACUAUGUUAGUCAAUAUAUUCGUGGAGAUCCCAGUGGAUACUAAAUUAAUUUAGUGAUAAAUAAUGCGACAAUAUCCAUAGGUUAAGUUGUUACAUGGAUGCGUUUAAUUUUCUAAGCAACUUUGAAAAUAUCUUAUGAAUUUAUACUAAACUCUUCUUGAAUUCGUUACGAUUGCUUGGACAAUAAAAUUUAAAAAGCAUGUAGGUACCAACCUGUGCAAUCUAUUUUUCAAAUGAAUUUACUUUUAUAUCUCUUAGAUGUAUUUAUAUGCAUUCGAAUUUAAACGUGUUUUCUACGUUGGCCGUGUCCUUCUAAUGUUUCAUGAAACGGCUACUAAUUUGUAUUAUCAGCUUGUGAAGAUCCCAUAUAUGCAAAUAGAAGAGAUCUGUCGCCAGGUUUAAAUUUACUACACUUACUAUUAUGUAGAAUUGAGUCCACCCAUGUAGCUUGUGUCCUGUCCUUUUCUAUGGACUUAGGACCAUGUCCGAAGUUUACUGGUAGCUUUGAAACUUGCAUGUCUUCUAAAUCUUAGCGUAAGAAUAGUUGUGUACGUCGUAGAAGAUUAAACAGGUAACACUUUAUUUCAAUUGUAGAAGAACUGAUAUUACUAAAGCCUAAUGUAUAACUUGUAGGGUUUCCUAUCCUUAUUACUAAUUACUUAAUUACUAUUUCUACUUAAUAGAUGGCACCCAAAUAAAGGUUCGAUUUGAAUUUAGAGGGAAAUGGAUUGAGACAUGUAGCUGAAUAAAAAUAUCCAACUGAGCCAGUGAUUACAAAUAUUAGACUCUACUUGUAUUAUAGGAAAUACCUAAUAUGUUCGUAAUAUUCAAUUGUACUUUAUCGUGAUUUGUUUCAAACUGUAUUUCUUUUCCAACCGACGAUCUUGCGUUUAACAUCAAUAUUCCUUGUAAAUAAACUACCUCUAAUUAACUUCGAAUACAAGACUGAAUUCAGUGUCAAUUCAGAACGAUGUAUUGUCACAGAAUACCAUCCGAAAGUCGAAGAUUUUUUUUAGUUUUAAACAGGCAAUUAAAUUCGUAAGAUCACAGUUUUUUACUCGCGAAGCGUGUUUGUGACGAUUGAAGUUAGGACAUAUCACAGUUUUUUAGCAAGCGUCACGGCACUAUUAUUAAUAAUUAGCGUAGUUAAAUCAGGACUUAUUGGCUGUUUUACAUAUGUAGCCAAACAAUCAAACAUAACUGAUCUGAAAUAAUACAAUACAUUGAUUAUAUAUUACAAUUAGUAUGUAUAUGAAUAGGUGCAAGUAAUUUUGAAAGUCAUGAUAGGAUAGCAAGUUGUGGCUUUUAUAUCUAUCAUAACAUAAUCGAGUCUCAUAACACCUGCAUUGUAACGACGCAUUUUACAAUUGCUAUUAUUGUCCAUUUAUUAUCUACUGAGUAGAUAAAACAAACGAAUCGCCAUCAAAAUCCCAUUUAUGAUCAGUACCACACUGGUCAUUGUGAAGCUUUACCGAACCGUAACAAUAACUUACAUACGUAAGAAAUAUGUUAUUAUUACAAUGAAACUAGAUUUCAGUAAGUCAUUAAUAAUGUAGAAGAUUGUAGAAUAGGUGUUUGGAGGCUUUUACACAAUUAGAAUAUUGCCACUUGUAUCAUAUUCUGACAUUAUCGAGCAGACUUCAUGUUAUUCGCAAUUAAUACCUAAUUAAUCUUAGGUCUUUAGAUAAGUAGACAGUUUUAUAUAAAGGAGGAUGUAGAAGAUGCAGGUGACAGCAAUAUGUUUAAGUAUUGAAUGAGUAUUACCAAUUACGACAUGUUACGGCUUAACAGUUUCAUUGGAAGUUUUUUGUAGUGACGUUACCUAUAUACGAGUAUACAGUUUUUUCGUUGAUUGUACCUUUUGGGUUGUGAUAAAGUAUAUGGCUGAUUGUUAAUCAAUGUAUAGAGCAGUCAUCAUACACAUAAUACAAUACCUAAAUAAUAUAAGUGUGUUUUAUU
Molecule: messenger RNA, 6674 nt
Organism: Spodoptera litura
Lineage: Eukaryota; Metazoa; Arthropoda; Insecta; Lepidoptera; Noctuidae
Gene: Sik2
Product: Salt-inducible kinase 2
Biological process (GO): intracellular signal transduction; microtubule cytoskeleton organization; protein phosphorylation
Cellular component (GO): cytoplasm
Molecular function (GO): tau-protein kinase activity; ATP binding
Source: RefSeq, a predicted model, not a curated record